UGGAAUCUUUGGCUACAUCAACUACCUGGUGGAGAAAGACCGCAAAUUCAUCAUCACAACCCUGCUCAAUGGUCUUUCCCGAUUGGAGUACCGUGGCUAUGAUUCCGCCGGUAUGGCCGUGGACGGCAACAAGAAGAAUGAAGUCUUUGCCUUCAAGGAAGUCGGCAAGGUCGCCAAGUUGAAGGAACUCAUCGAGCAGAGUGAGGCCGACAUGAGCAAGACCUUCGAGUCACACGCCGGUAUCUCCCACACUCGCUGGGCCACUCACGGAACCCCCUCCCGCCAAAACUGCCACCCCCACCGCUCCGACCCCGCCUGGGAGUUCUCCGUCGUCCACAACGGUAUCAUCACCAACUACAAGGAAUUGAAGGCAUUGCUUGAGUCCAAGGGCUUCCGAUUUGAGACCGAGACCGACACAGAGUGCAUUGCCAAGUUGGCCAAGUACCUCUAUGACCAGCACCCCGAUAUCGAAUUCACAGUCCUGGCCAAGGCCGUCAUCAAGGAGCUCGAGGGUGCCUUCGGAUUGUUGAUGAAGUCCGUUCACUACCCCCAUGAGGUCAUUGCGGCCCGCAAGGGUUCCCCCUUGGUCAUUGGUGUCAAGACCUCCAAGAAGAUGAAGGUGGAUUUCGUCGAUGUCGAAUAUUCCGAGGAUGGUGUCCUUUCUGCGGAGCAGGCCUCCCAGAACGUGGCCGCCAAGAAGUCCGCCACCAGCUUGCUCGCCCCCCCAGACAAGUCCCUCCUGCACCGCUCCCAGUCUCGGGCUUUCCUGUCCGACGAUGGUAUCCCCCAGCCGGCCGAGUUCUUCCUGUCCUCGGACCCCUCCGCCAUCGUGGAGCACACCAAGAAGGUCCUCUACCUGGAGGAUGAUGACAUUGCCCACAUCCACGAGGGUCAGCUGAACAUCCACCGCCUGACCAAGGAUGACGGCACCUCCAACGUCCGUGCCAUUCAGACCAUUGAGCUUGAGCUCCAAGAGAUCAUGAAGGGCAAGUUCGACCACUUCAUGCAGAAGGAGAUCUUCGAGCAGCCCGAGUCCAUCGUCAACACCAUGCGUGGUCGUUUGGACGUUGCCAACAAGAAGGUCACUCUGGGUGGUCUUCGUCAAUACAUCUCGACCAUUCGUCGUUGCCGCCGCAUCAUUUUCAUUGCGUGUGGUACCAGUUACCACUCCUGCAUGGCAGUGCGUGGUAUCUUCGAGGAGUUGACCGAGAUCCCCAUUGCCGUCGAGCUGGCCUCCGACUUCCUGGACCGACAAGCCCCUGUCUUCCGUGAUGACACCUGUGUCUUUGUUUCUCAGUCUGGAGAGACCGCCGACUCCCUCAUGGCCCUCCGCUACUGCCUGGAGCGUGGUGCCCUGACUGUCGGUGUGGUCAACGUGGUUGGAUCGUCCAUCUCUCUCCUCACCCACUGUGGUGUGCACAUCAACGCCGGUCCCGAGAUCGGUGUGGCCUCCACCAAGGCCUACACUUCUCAGUUCGUGGCCAUGGUCAUGUUUGCUUUGUCCCUCAGUGAAGACCGUGCCUCCAAGCAGAAGAGACGCGAGGAGAUCAUGGAGGGUCUUGGCCAGAUUUCCGAGCAGUUCAAGCAGAUCUUGAAGCUCAACGACCCCAUCAAGGAGUUGUGUGUCAAGUCCUUCAAGAACCAGAAGAGCUUGCUCUUGCUGGGCCGUGGUGCUCAAUUCCCCACUGCCCUCGAGGGUGCCCUGAAGAUCAAGGAAAUCUCCUACCUCCACUGUGAGGCCGUCAUGUCCGGUGAAUUGAAGCACGGUGUCCUGGCCCUCGUGGACGAGAACCUUCCCAUCAUCAUGAUCCUGACCCGUGACGACCUGUUCACCAAGUCCCUGAACGCUUACCAGCAAGUCAUUGCUCGCGGUGGCCGCCCCAUCGUCAUCUGCAACAACGAUGACCCCGACUUCUCCGCUGCCGAAACCGAGAAGAUCGGUGUCCCCAAGACCGUGGACUGUCUUCAGGGUCUACUCAAUGUCAUUCCCCUGCAGCUGAUCUCCUACUGGCUUGCCGUGGGUGAGGGCCUGAAUGUCGACUUCCCUCGUAACUUGGCCAAGUCGGUCACCGUCGAGUAA
Molecule: messenger RNA, 2080 nt
Organism: Penicillium salamii
Lineage: Eukaryota; Fungi; Ascomycota; Eurotiomycetes; Eurotiales; Aspergillaceae
Source: the annotation of a GenBank genome assembly